CAAUGCCCAUGCUCAGUAUAUCAUAUCACAUGAUGCUAAGGUGUGGAUCACCUCUAUUGCUGGCCCUGAGGAUGCUAUCUUCAUCCUCACCAUCAUCAUCUUCUCUAUUUUUCUCAAACCCUAAACUUUACCACCUUAAUUCCUCUCCUCAACCCUUGUUUGUUCUACCUUUCAACUCUCCUCUCUCUGGUUUUUGCGCUUCCUCUCACCCUCAGAGGAUGACACUGUCCAUGUGCUUCUCUGCCACCACGGGUGCUGAUCCCAUUCCCACUUCAGAUCCGCACCCACCGCAGUCAUCCGACUCUCAAUCACUCGUGGUCGUUUCCUUCUAUAAGUUUGCUGAUUUCCCAGACCAUGCUGAUUUGCGCAAGCCCUUGAGGCAACUCUGCCAGGACCUGUAUGUUUCAGGUGGUAUCAUUCUAGCUCGUGAAGGGAUUAAUGGCAGCAUUUGUGGUACACGAGAAUCAGUGGAAAGAGUCCUUAUGUUCAUCCAAACCGAUGACCGUCUAAAGGGGUUGAGGCAGAUAGAGUCCCCGGUUAGUCCUGAGCAGGAAGCUAUCCAUCAUGGACAUUCUAGUAGCUCUCCUCUUGCAGCAGGUGAGGACGCACCCUUUCGAUGGGACCAUGUGCGAGUAAAGUUGAAGAAAGAGAUUGUUACUCUUGGAAUGCCAGAUGUAUCUCCGAUUGAAAAGGUUGGAAAGUAUGUUAGCCCAGGGGAUUGGAAUGCUUUAAUCAGUGAUCCAGAUACUGUGGUAAUUGACGUUCGCAAUAACUAUGAAACUAGAAUUGGGAUGUUCAAAGGAGCAGUUGAUCCAUGCACGACAGCAUUCCGUGAUUUCCCAUCUUGGGUGGAGGAACAGUUCCAACCUGAUGCUGCAAACGUAGAGCAUGCAGAAAUGGAGAAGGAAAGAUCAAAUGAAAGCAUCAAUGAAGAUGCAGAGAUUUCAAAACCAAAAAUGCCAAAGAGGGUUGCAAUGUACUGCACGGGAGGUAUUCGAUGUGAGAAAGCGACAAGUUUUAUGCUCAGCAAAGGUUUCGAGGAGGUCUAUCAUCUGAAAGGUGGGAUUUUGAAGUACCUAGAGGAAAUCCCGAAAACGGAGAGCCUGUGGGAGGGCGAGUGCUUCGUGUUCGACAAGCGAGUUGCUGUUGAGCAUGGUCUUAUACAAGGAAAUUUCAAGCUUUGCUAUGGGUGUAAGCAGCCUGUUAGUGAUGCAGAUAUGGAAGCACCAGAGUGGGAGUAUGGGGUUUCAUGUCCCUAUUGUUACUCAACGAAGUCUGAAGAAGAGAAAGAAAGGGCAAGGGCACGACAGAGACAGUUUGAGGCCUGGGGAAUUAUCGGCGGUCCUGAUAAGGGUCGGAGACCAGCAGCCAAGGCAGAUAGUAUAAAGAGUGACCAAAUCCAAACCAAUGAUUCAGCUUCAGGUUAGACUUAGCUGGUCGGAAAGAAUUAGCUAUAAGAGGAUGAACUACUUCCUUGAUUUAUUCGUUAGUUUGUGGUUGAUUGGAAGAUUAUGUCCGCCAUUUUUGUAUGAAAUGAAUGCACAUAGGUUUUGGAGGGGUUAAGGUUGAAUUCAUCUUCAGUUCAGUUUUCACCUUUGUCCCUGCCUUAUGCCUCAGCAUCAUGUUAAUGUUAGUCGGUUUACAACAUAA
Messenger RNA from Gossypium arboreum, 1650 nucleotides. RefSeq names its product rhodanese-like domain-containing protein 7. The record is from RefSeq and is a predicted model, not a curated record. Bases 3 to 1427 code for a protein of 474 amino acids. NCBI's taxonomy places the organism in Eukaryota, Viridiplantae, Streptophyta, Magnoliopsida, Malvales, Malvaceae. The transcript is spliced from 5 exons.